CUCACCAAACGAAAAGCAAAGCAAAUAUCUAGCGUGAUUGACUUGUUGUCAUCGGAUCUUUUAUUAGGUGUAGCGUACCACUUCCUAAAACCCAUCCAAAUAGAAGCUCGAUAAGUGCAAAGCACCUCAGAAGAACUAUGGAGGGAGGAAACGCAGCUGCUCCUUCUGCCACUGGCGAGCAGGGUGUAUUCAACAACGCCGGAGCUCCUUCCACUACCACGGGUGGAAGCGGAAACUCUGGCGCCAACGGAGGCAACGACGGCGAAGACGGCAGCGGCCGGUGGGGAUCCCGCCGGCUCAGCAACGUCGAGCAGCAGCUCCUGGCCGAAGACAACACCGCGACCGCCGGUGGUUUCUAUCCGCGUGGACCAGCCCCCGGCCUCCAGGGGGUCACAGCUGCAGGGAUGGGAAUGUACGGGGGGGCCAACGAUGCGGCCGCCCAGGGUGUUCGGGCCCAGCAGAUCAACAGCAUCUACGGAGCCGUCGGUCUCGGUGGUACCGCGGGCCUGGGCGGGCCCGGCGGAUUCCGAGGGGUUCCUGGUCUGCUGCCCGGGCAGUUCGAGGAUCCCAGUGGGGGCCUAGCCGGCUUACAGGGAGCUGGGGGAGUUGGUGGUCCACCGGGCCUCGGGGGCCUGAACGCUAUGAACGGCCUCGGAGUCAGGGGACCGGCCUCGGCCCUCCAGCAGCAGCAACAGCAGGCAAUGGUCGCCCAACAGCAGGUACUGGCCGCUCAGCAACAAGCGGGCGGGGCUGACUUUCAGGGAUUGAUGCCUACGGGUUUCGAGGGCGCUGAUGCCUCCGGUCUUCCCGGCAAUCUGGCAGCAAUGACUGGCUACCCCAUGUUCAAUCCAGCAGCGGCUGGUUUGGGGGUGGGCGCAGAUGGCAGCGCCGGGGGGGGCGGCAUGAUGAAUCCAAAUGCCGGUCCCCUGGGUGGUGGAGCUCCUAGUGCCGCUACCAUGCAGGCUGUUAGGAAUGCUACAGCCGGUGCUCCCUCCCUCUUUGACCAGGGAUACCAGUUCGCACGAUCGGAAAUGGCGCUUGUUCGCCACCAGGCCGCCUUUAACAACAAUCUGAUGGGUGCGGGGGUCGGUCUAGCGGGGCUGGACCGACAGGGUGCUGCGGGCCUCCGUGCACUCGGGCCCAAUCCCUACGGUAGCUAUCCCACCGAUCCCAUGGGGAUGGGAGCGGCCGGGCCGGUGGGAACCGAUCCCUAUCUAGCGAGGGGCGGUGCCGAGGGAGGCGCUAACGCCCAGCAUCUGGCAACGAUCCCGGCUAUUCGAUUGGCCCAGCACAGGAGUGCGCUACAGCGCAGAAUGAUGGCCAACAACCUACCGGAACGCAAGGACGGAUCUUUCCCGGUGGUUUUGUACCAGGAGAGCGACGAACACAAGCUAACCGCAUACCAGUGCCUGCUUCGAAAACAAUUAGAACUCUUCGAGGCAGAUGAGGACGAUGUCCGGUGCAGUACGCGACAGGGCAGAACAGCCCCCAUUAAACUCGGCCAGGUCGGCCUCCGGUGUCGCCACUGCGCCGGGGUACAGCUGGCCGCUCGCACGAAGGGUGCCGCAUAUUAUUCCCAAACCGUGGAGGGAAUUUACCAAAUUGCUCAGAACAUGUCAAAGGUUCACCUGUGCGAGCGUUGCUAUCGAAUUCCUCGCGACGUCCGUCGCCAACUAAUAGUCCUCCGAAGCGAUUGCCGCCGGGCGAUUGGUGGAAAGGAGUACUGGUCGGAAAACAUCCGUGCCCUGGGCGUCUAUGUCGACGAAGGCAUCCUACGCGUCAAGAAAGCUCCCAAAGAAGAAUCAAAGGAGGAAUCUAAGGAAGAAUCCAAGGACGAGGCAAAGGAUGAGCCAAUGGAGGAAUCUAAGGAAGAAUCGAAGGGCGAGGUAAAGGAUGAGCCAAUGGAGGAAUCCAAGGAUGAGGCAAAGGAUGAGCCAAUGGAGGAAUCUGAAAAAGCUUGCAAGGAACAAUCCAAGGACGACGAUAAGAAGGGAACCGAGGACGAAUCAAAUAAGGAAUCAAAGAUUAAGUCGGAACCGAAGGAUGACUCAAUGGGAGAAGCCGACGAAGACGACAAGAAGGAAGACAAAGAUGAAGCAACAGAGAAAUCAAAAGAGGAAUCCAAGGAUGCAGUAACCAACGACCGAGAUAAGAAGGACGAUGCAGCCUCGAAAGAAAAAGAGACAGACAAUGCGAAAAAAGGAGCAAUGGAAGUUGAAGCUGCAGAGAAAGGGGAUGACAAAGAGACGAAGGAAACACAGGACGGAGCAACUCCUGUGAAUGAUGACGAGGAAGAAACGGAAAAACUGACUUCGAAAGGCGAUGCCGCGGAUGCGGAAGAGGACCACAAGGACUCUGAAGAAAAAUCAGUAGGAGGCGGGGUGGGCGAAAAGGAUGAACAGAAAAGUCCCACAAAAGAGAAAGAGGACGAGAAGAAGACAAAUGAAAAUGUUAUGGAAGCGGACAAGAAUGAAGACUCCAAAAAACAGGAGAAUGACGAAGACGAGGAGGAGGGAACGACAGAAAAAGACACGAAAGAAAGCAAGAAUGAUGAUCAGGACAAAAGCUCAGUCACAGUCCACAUCUGAUGGUCGGUUUGAGGACUGUUGUGAUCCAUUGUGUAACGGAACACUUCAGCAGCAGAUACUAGACUCGAACGAAGAUUGAGUAUACAAUCUAUCUACUGUGUGUAUGCAUACUAUAUAUUAUAUUUCUACUCAAUGAAAAAAAGUCUUUUCUCGUGAGGGAGAAAAAUCGGAUCAAUCAUAAAAAAUGCUUUCUUUCUGACGAAGUUGUUGGCAUCCUUGGCGGAUGGCUCAGCUUGAUGUUCGAGGCUUUACUCGAACCUGAAACGAUGACCAUUUCUUGUUUUUCAGUCACUCGGAAGAAAAAUUAAGCUAAAAAUCUACG
Pseudo-nitzschia multistriata is the source of this 2910-nucleotide messenger RNA. Lineage: Eukaryota; Bacillariophyta; Bacillariophyceae; Bacillariales; Bacillariaceae. The record is from the annotation of a GenBank genome assembly.